UUCGCAGUGUGCUUUAGAAUAUAGUGUAAUAUACACGUACUUUCUUUCCAACGCUUUGUUCAUUUCUUUUCGACGCUUUCUUGUGUUACCAAGAAGCUAAUACUACCGAAUUGGGGAAAAAUUCGAAUUGCCGAUUUGCAAUUGUUAAGUAGAAAGAAAAUAAAAUUGCAUACAAUUUAUAAAAAUCAAGUAAAGAAGUGACGAAUACUCGCUAUAAGUAAAAUUACUCGCAGCAAUAAAAAUCAUAGGAAUUGUAGAAAAGUGCCUUUUGUGUGUGCGCGACCAUUAAAUGAAGAAUCGUUGCUGGUGGAAGUGAGCAGCAAAAACAGAAAAACGUAUGAAAAAGAGGUGAAUGGUGCAAAUAUACCUUAAAGGAACGAGUGCAAAAUUAACCAUAAAAUGAUUAUGAUGCGUUUUUUCCUUAACUUGUAUUGGUAAAUGUUAAAAGAGUUUUGAUUUCUUUCCAUACAAAUACGUUAAAGAUUUGUGUACGUAAAUAAAUCGGCGCGAACUCAAAGCGAAUGCUAUACGCUCGCAAAUAUUCUCAGAAUUGGACGUUACUGAAGAUUUCCUAAACUACCAAGAUUGUAUUAAUUGCUUCAUAGACUACUUUAUUCAUACAUUCGUGAUUUUUUUCGAUUAAAACUACAUCGUUUGAUAUCCUCUACACUCCACUAUUGCUUCAUAUUUCUACAAUUUAUAUCAACUACCAUCGUCGUAGCAGCAGCAGCAGCAGCACCGCAGUCACUGUAGUUGGCAUUGUCAUGAACGUUGACGGCGACGUCGUAGCGUUAGUUACCGUGAACGAUUUUGUGCGUUUCUCUUGUGUGGUUCAUUCAUAUGCAGACGCAGCAGAGAACGUUAAAUAUAUUUAAUGUUCUCUGGACGCAGACGGUAAAAAGGAAGGAAAAGAAAGAAGCGUGAAAGCAGCAUUGAACUAAAAAAACCAACAAAUAUUAAAGAAAAACAGAAAGAAAUUUUCAUUUUGUGCUUUGCAUUGUUUUUCUUUAAUGGGCGCAGCAAGUAAACGCACACAACCACCACCAAUGCAAACAGCUAGCGGCACUGGAGCAACCGAGAUAGAAACACCAAAAAAAAGCUGAACUCGCUUUAGGACGAGUAGUGUAUUGCUUUUGGCCAUCUAUUGGAACAUAGACGUGUGUGUGUGCAAUUGGUUUUUGUUAUUGUUGAUUGUUGGUUGUUGGUUUUUACUUCUGUUGGUGUUUCGUACAAUUGCUCUGCCUGAUAGCAGUGCAGAGUGGCGCCGAAGCAUUGACCGCAUACUCGGUAUCUCCACUUAUACCUACAUAUAUACAUACAUGCAUAUGUGCAUAUCGUACUCUCCUUCACGUAUAAAGCAGUAAAAACGACCAAGAAUUGCAAGCAACCAAGUAAGCAGUGAACAAGAAAUUCGCAAACUUAACGCAACCAAAAAUUGUGGAAACAUUUAAAAAUUCGUAUAUUUUUGCAAAAAUACAAUUCGUAAAUUGUGUGAAAAAUUUGUGUUUUGUGUAUAUAAAAAUUCUUUUGUUGUAUGAAGAAGUGAAGUGAAGAAAAGUGAGCGCAGAAAUAUCACCUCAUCGCAUCCGUCAAACGAUUGAAACAACAACAUCAACAGCGCAAACGGGAGCAACAAUUAAAAUACAUACAGUGAAAAUUUUGCUCCAAUAAAAAACAAAAGCAAUAGCAAAGUAAACGCGUACUCGCGAACAGUUCACAAUCGCAUUUACCUUCGCUCAUUUGGUUCGUGGUAUUCGUUGUGUUAUCCAUCGUCGUCAUAGUCGUGGUUGUCGUUGCUGCGGGUGUUUGUUGCUAAUGUGCCUUUUUGCCAAUUUUGUUGUUAUUGUGGCCACAUUUCGUACAGAUUUUCCAUUUUUCGUUGAUUUUGAGUGGAAAGUGUUAUUGGCGUGUUUUGGCAACUGCGCUGUCAAACAACGAGUUCAGUUUCGACGCUGCGAGAAACGUAGCCUUCGACAUUGCCAUCGCAAUCGCCGGCUAAGCAACUAACCAUUAUCCGUGCAGCCUUAUUUUUGCAUUCGUACACAUUUUGCCCCGUAUAGCCCCCCUUCCGCUCAAGCAAUUGCGCUAUUAUAUACAAUUACUCGUCGCGUUUUCACGCUGUUCUCUAUCAAAAGUUUCGCGCAUUUGACAUUUGCCGAUUUGACGCAUCGCCACAUUCCUGCGGUUAUACAGUGUUUGUUGAGUAGCGCAGUGUGCAGUUCCAGUGCAAAGUGCCAACCAGUUAGACAGCUAGUCAGGUGUAGAAAAGGAUUUUUCAACAGUUGCGCCAGUUGGAAUGCCGGUGGCCUAAUUGGACGUUGGAUUAUAUCUUGCCUUAUAUUCCUUUCUUUUCUGUACAAAAACGCGUGUGUUCAGCCAAACGUAAGAAGUAAUAAUAAAAAAAAAAAAAACAAAGGUAGCAGUGAACUUUUGUUGUGGAGCAACAUUUUUGUGGAUUAAUGAAAUAAUUAAAGAAGCGUUAAAGCUUGAAACAUUAAAAAAAAUUAAUGUGCAAAAUAAUACAAAAUGUGCUACAUAAGUCACUGUAAACGGAAAACAUUACUUUUGGUAAAUUCAAGUGGAAAACUUUAAUAUUCCCCUCGAAAAUUGCUACCUAAAACUUCACCCCUAAAAAGAAAACUACUAAAAGCCAAGAGCCAAAAAGCAAAAAUAUGUCUACGAAAUUCUCAGCGCAUCCUGACUUGGCGGUCGAGCAAUUACAGCAAGCCGAGCUCACAGCGCGCCGGAAUUCAAACAAAACGCACGCUCAUCACCGACGGCAUCACUCGGCCGGAGCUGGACUUGACAGUGAGCAUAGCACGCCCACUAAGUCUGCCAGCUCGACAUGCAAAUAUACGACCACGAAAAACGCCUCAAAACUCGAUUGUAAUGCCACAACAGCAAAUGCCUUAAAUAAGAAAAAUUCACGUGCAGUCGACGCCGCCGACACCAGCACUGUGGAACAGGAGGAGCAGCAGCAGCAGCAUUUUACUAACGCGUUUCCACGUGCAUCGCCAGUGCUAACCUUUGCACCAGCCAGCCACGCACACAAUGUGGAUGUGUUGGACAACAAAUUCGCCUACAAUGCUGAUGGUGUCGAUGUGGAUCGGAUGGUUUUGGCAUAUAUCGAUGAUAUCGAUCUCAAUUGUGACGAUGAUGUUUUCAUACGAAGUGCAAGCAGUAGAUCAAGAAACACCAAAGACUGUGUAGACUGUACGCCGUCGUCGUUGCGGUGGUCAGCUGCAGGUGGCGCUGUCUCAUCACAACAGCAACAACAACCACAAUCAUACACUUCGAAAUCCAUGGAUGAGCCGGAUCACUUGCAGCAUCGCCUUAGUCGAACAGCAGCAGCACACGCCAGCUGUAAUAGCCGGCAGCCUCAUCACGAUAGUGGCGAUUAUUAUACAGCCGACCCGCAUGCCUCACCCAUACACGCCAUCAGUGAUGGUUGUGUCAGUGGUUUAAGCAGCGUUUUGAGCUCACCAUCGGCCAGCACAGUAUCUUCGCCACUUUCAACGCCGACAAGACUUGCACCACACUUUCAAAAACACCAAAAUCAAUACAAUAGCAGCAAUUGCUGCCAAAAAUCGCUAGCGGGUGGUUGCUGUGGCGGCAGCAGCGAUAGCGAUAAGAGUUGCAACCAUCUUCAUCACCAUCAUCAUCCACAUCUCCAACAUCAACAUCACCAACACUCGCAUCAUACAAAGGCAUCGUCGUCAACGUCUAAGGCGGCGGCGGCUGCAGCAGCAGCAGCGGCGGCGUCGUCGUCGUCGUCAGGCGGAUGUAAAAAGUCACAGAAAUUUGAUCCAAUACUACUCGGUCCGUCUCGAUAUCGUCAACUUCUGCCAAUUCUGCUGUGUAUUCUAUCGUUCGCGAUUGUUUUCAGCAUAUUAAUUGUUUACAUGGAUACGACAGAGAUUCGUCAUAAACAAUUUCGACUGAAUAUGUCGCGCGAUUACGAAUUCUUCGGCGUGGUCCAAGAUGAUCCCACACUCAUAGCAUUCCUGCGCCAAAUCCAGAUGCGCAAAUACCCAAUGCACUUCCAUAAGGAGGGGCAAGGAGCGGUAGGGGCAAUGGCGGUGCCGCCCUCCUCCUCCUCCACAGCGACGCAUUUCAAUUUCAGCACUCAUUAUGAAGGACUUGCGCCCGAAAUGGCGCAUUACGUAGCCGAUCUGUUGGGUGGGAAAGAGAAUGGCGCCUUCAUACAAUCGCUACCCGGUAGUAUGGGCCAUCUAAUGACUGCGCCGUGGCUAGCGGCAACAUUGAAUUGGGCGGGCAUUGUAGUGGAGCCGGAACCACGUCGUUUCUUCACGUUGCGCAAACAGAAUGCGCAACGACCGGAUCUGCAGGUGGUGCACGCAUGCAUCUCGCCCAGUCCCUUUCCCAAAGAGGUUACCAUACACAACGAAGAGUCUGAGGUGCGCAUCAAUAGUCUGCUAGACGAAGAAACUUCGUGGUUUAAUUCACGCAUCAAAUGCUUUCCAUUGUUUUCGCUGAUGUUGGCGUGCAAUCGUGUGGAAUAUGAUUUGUUGAGUUUGGGAGUCCAUGGACACGAAUUGGAGAUCCUAGAAACGCUACCCUUCGAUCGGGUACAAAUCGAAGUGAUAUCCAUACACUUGUCGGAGGACAUCGCACGAGGCUAUGUAGAUGCGCUAACAGAGUUCCUAGCGAGUAAAUCAUACAAAUUACAAAAGACCUUCGGUCGCAACUACUUCUAUCAACGAAACAAAUCGACGAGUCGAACACGAAAGAAAGAUAUACUGCUACUGAAAACACCUUAAUUAGCAGUAGCAGCAGCAGCAGCAGCAGCUGUGGUUAUUGGUGAUGGAGAUGCUGCUGUGAACGAACCAAUGAAAGGGGGGAAUGCCGCCAAGAAUGCUGUUGCCGCCGCUGCUAAUGCUAAAACAAAGCUAUUACUUUAACUCUUCUAAGUGUAAGAACUUAUUUAAUAUCCACCCGAGAUUUGCUGCGAAUUUAUGAAACGAAGAAACUACAAAGCAGCAAAAAGACGAUACUCGAAAUCUUUUAGUAUCCCUUAAGUAAGCAAAUAAGUAUAGCAAAAGUCAGAUGCGCGCGCGCGGAGUAAAAAUAUUGUAAACGAUUGAAACGUGUUUUGGCAGCUGCUAACACACAAACUUUGCAUAGCACAUAAUUUAGAGGGAGGGUACGCAGAUGAAAGGCAUAAAUCUUAGAUAUAGAAUUAAAAUAUUAAACGAAUAAUUACAAUUACAUGCGCACGCAGGCGCGCUAAGAACGGAGUGAAGAGCAAACAAAAUUUCCUUAAACAAAAUAGCUAUAAAAAAAGAAAAAUACUUUCCACUCUAGCUUCACUAUAUGCGUCACACUUUACUGUCUGUCGUGAAGAACGAAUUCUUUGAAAAAUAAAUGUUUUGUGCACGCUUUUUCGCCUGCCUUCACUUUGCUGCGUACUUUGUCGUGAAUUCAUAAUUAUCAUUGUUUCGGAAAAAUCAUCAAAAUUACAAGCAUUUUUUGUUGUGUUUUUCAAUCAUUAUUACCAUUAUUUUUUAAUACUUAGUUUAUAAGUUACAAAAUAUAGCAAACAAACAAAAGAUGCAAACGCAAAAACCCAGCAACGAAAAUUACAAAAAAAAAAAAUAAAUAAUAUAAAUAAUUAAAAAACGAAGUAAAGAGAUUUAUAAGAAUUUCAAAUUGUCGCUGUUGUAUAAAUAUUAAAAUUAAUUUAUAUUACUACAUACAAACUUAGUUUAUUUUGCACACUUAGUUUAGUUUAUCAUUAAUUUAAAUGAAAGAAAAUGCUUUAUUGUACUUUAAAUUAUUGCCUAAACGAGUUAAAUUGUCGAGAAGUGAACAAAAGUGAAUAUGUGAAUGAGUCUAAAUAUUUUUUUUAUUAUAGAAAGAAGUUAGCGCCGCAUCUCAGCUGUUGCUAGUUGGUAUACAAAGAAAUAUUGAAUAUACAUAAAUGUAGUCAUAGUAAUGCAAAAUUGAUAAUUAAAUGUUAAAAUAGAAAUUAUAUAACUGAAAUAAUAUAUACAUAGAUACAUACAUAAAUAUCGUAAUGCUAAACACAACCACAUAACUGACUGUUUAAUAUUAGUACAUGAAAUUAUUGUUUACGGAGCAGCUAAGAAACACUUUCUUCUACAUACUAAAAAAAAAAUCAAAAAAAAAAAAAAACAAAGGAUGAGCCGCAAAGCUAUGGGAAAAUGUAAGUUUUUUUUAUUUUAAUAUAGCAACUACAACUCGCAUUGAAAAUUGUUUAUGGCGUAAGAAUAUGCCGUCAGAGAGCCUAUCUCUGGGCUCUG
Messenger RNA from Anastrepha obliqua, 6284 nucleotides. RefSeq names its product protein Star (gene S). The coding region runs from base 2673 to 4781 and encodes 702 amino acids. The record is from RefSeq and is a predicted model, not a curated record. The transcript is spliced from 5 exons. Lineage: Eukaryota; Metazoa; Arthropoda; Insecta; Diptera; Tephritidae.